UUAUUUGUAGCUUAUAAUCAGUUUGCAACUGUAAACAUUUCUUUCAUUUAAUGGCAGACAACAAAAAGGGCUGAGAUUUUGCAGCCGCGACCCACCUAAAUUCGUGAUCACGCCGGCAUCCUUUUCCUUUUUAGCUAUCCUUUCCUUUUUGUUGCUAAAAAAGAAGCUUUUGUUUUUGAUAAAAAAAAAAUCCUGCAGAGCUGGACCAGAGAGCAUUUUACCUCUUCACCUUCUCCGUAUGCUAUCUGUUCAUUUUCUUUGGACAAGUAACUCUUUUGAUUUAUUCCCAAGUUUUUAAUUUAUUUUCCUUCCUUUUUUCUUGUUAUGAAUCUUUGAAGCUUAAAAAAGUUCAAAUCUCUUUGUACCCACGUCUUGAUUUUUGGUAGUAUAGCUGUGAUCAAUAUGUAUGCAUUGAUUUUUUGACUUUUGUUGGGUUUACAUUAAAUUCAAUCAUUUUUAAUAAAUUUUUCUUAUAUAUGUGGCUAUUGAUGGCUUAAAGAUCUCAUUCUUUUUUUGCUUGUUUUUGCGUAUUCCUUUUGCUACUUUUAGGUUUCGGGUUUUGUUCUUUGAUAAAUUUGGACAACUGAUACUAGUUCAGAAGCUAUGCCCUGGAGGGGCAACUCUGAACUAGUGAAAGAGAUAACAUAACUGAAGUACCUUCUGGACUUUUGGAUGUUUGAUUUAUUGUUGGAAGUUUGAUAUUCUUAUGUUGGAGGUCUUGUGUAGUGGGUAUACUGAAUGUUAAAGAGCUGGAUUUUAAAUUUAGUUUGGGGUAUCAGUUAUUUUGGUUAAGUUGCACUAGAUGGUCAUGGAUCAACCUUUAAUAGGACUAUAUGGUUCUGUCAGUGGCUUGAAGCUCAAUGAUGAGAUACUGUCUGUUUUAUCAGGUCAGGAGCUUGAUAAUGGGUUACAAUUGGACAGGGAUUUUGUCAACCAAAACUAUGUUAAACUUCCUCCUUAUGCAACCCCUAGUUUUUCAGUCUCGUCUUCAACUGCAAGCCAAGAUGGUGAUUUGCAUGAGGACUUUGAUUUUAGUGAUGUGGUUCUUAAGUACAUUAGCGAUAUGCUUAUGGAAGAAGAUAUAGAAGAGAAGACCUGUAUGUUUCAAGAAUCUUCAGCAGCACUGCAAGCAGCUGAGAAAUCAUUGUAUGAGCUUAUUGGGGAGAAGUAUCCCCCUUCAAUUAAUUAUGACUCUGCAGCUCAUUUAGUUCAUAACCACAGAAGGUCAGAUGAAAAUCAUGACUUGAACUAUGUUAAUUGUACAAGCAGUUCAAGUAGCACUAGUGGUAGUAACUUAGUUGAUCCUGGUUUGAAUUCUGAUUUGAGCGAGUACAAGUUCUCGAGAUCUGUAUCGCAAUCAGCCUCCCAGUCAUCCAAUAGCUCUGGAUACAGCAUAGGUACUGCUGCUGAUGGGCUAGUAGAUUCUCCAUUGAGUACAAUUUCUGAGAUAUUUAGUGACAGCGAGUCUAUUCUGCAGUUUAAGAAAGGAUUUGAAGAAGCAAGUAAGUUUCUUCCAAAUGGUAGUCUGUUUAUUGAUUUGGAGAGUACUGGUUUGUUUCUUAAAGACCUGAGAGAAGAAACUAAGGAUGUGACAACUAGGGCUGAAGAGAAUCACGAGAGUGAGUAUUCUCCAGAUGAAUCAAGAGGAAAGAAGAAUCCUCAUCCUGAUGGUUUGAUUUUAGAGGGCAGGAGUAACAAGCAGUCUGCAGUUUAUACUGAAACAACCGUCAGUUCAGAAGAUUUUGACACGGUAUUGCUCAACUGUGGAGAAAGUGAAUCUGCUCUUCGUGUAGCCUUGCAGAAUGAAAAAAAUAAGGAUGUCCAACAGAAUGGAACAAAAGGAUCAAAUAGUGGAAAAGGUCGAGGUAAGAAACAAAAAGGUAAGAGUAACGUGGUGGAUUUGAGAACUCUUUUGACUCUUUGUGCACAAGCUGUGGCAGCAGAUGAUCGGCGGAAUACGAAUGAUUUGCUGAAGCAAAUUAGACAGAAUGCUUCUCCUACAGGGGAUGGUAUGCAGAGAAUGGCCCACAUUUUUGCUGAUGGCCUCGAGGCACGCAUGGCUGGUUCAGGAACCCAGAUAUACAAAGCAUUUAUGAGCAGGCCUACAACGGCUGCCGAUGUUUUAAAAGCUCACCAUCUGUUUCUUGCUGCAUGUCCAUUUAGGAAGCUAUCCAAUUUCUUCUCAAAUAAAACAAUCAUGAAUAUAGCUCAAAAUGCAACCACACUUCAUAUUAUUGAUUUUGGUAUUCUUUAUGGUUUCCAAUGGCCUUGCCUUAUUCAGCGUCUCUCAUCCAGGCCUGGUGGACCUCCCAAGCUGCGGAUUACUGGGAUUGAUUUUCCACAUCCAGGUUUUCGACCCGCAGAAAGGGUCGAGGAGACAGGACAUCGCCUAUCAAACUAUGCAAAAAAAUUUAAUGUUCCAUUUGAGUUUAAUGCUAUAGCACAGAAGUGGGACACAGUUCAAAUCGAGCAACUCAAGAUUGAUAAAAAUGAGGUUCUUGUUGUGAACUGUCUGUACCGGUUAAGAAACUUGCUUGAUGAGACUGUGGUUGUGGAGAGUCCAAGAACUAAUGUUCUCAAUCUUAUCAGGGAGAUGAAUCCAGAUGUUUUCAUAACUGGAAUUGUGAAUGGAGCGUAUAAUGCUCCAUUCUUUAUUACACGAUUCCGAGAGGCUGUUUUCCACUACUCUACUCUGUUUGAUAUGCUGGAGACUAAUGUGCCUCGUGAGAUUCCAGAGAGGAUGCUGAUUGAGAGAGAAAUCUUUGGAUGGGAAGCUAAGAAUGUCAUUGCAUGCGAAGGGGCCGAGAGGAUUGAGAGGCCAGAGACAUACAAGCAGUGGCAGGUUCGAAUAUUAAGGGCUGGGUUUAGGCAGCUUCCCUUGAACAAAGAGAUCUAUGCAGCAGCAAAGGAGAAGGUGAAUGCACUAUAUCAUAAGGAUUUUGUGAUCGAUGAAGAUAGCCGAUGGUUGCUUCAGGGCUGGAAGGGUCGGAUUGUUUAUGCACUCUCUUCAUGGGAGCCUGAUCAUUGAAAAUUCCUCUUGCCCUAUAUCAAAGUGAGGAUCAUAAGAUUCUACUUGUGUCCAAUUCCCGGUCCAUGUGCCCAUAAGAGCUUCUGUCAUGGAUUUCUCAUAAAUGAAUUCUCAAGCAGGAGACUGGGAGUGGAGUUUUGCCUGCUGCUGUUGAUUAUGCUAUUACAAGCCUGCAGUUUCAGUUACGAGGAAAAAAGAAAGGAGACAGGAAAAGCAAAAGAAGAACCUAAAAACUGGUUCAAGGUGGCCAUGAAUAUUUAUCAAUUCAGACCUUAUCAAUAACAUGUGUACAUUGCUCUUCUUUUUUCUUUCUCUUCUUCAAUUCGUCUUUUUUUUUUUUUUUUUUAUAAUAGAAAUUGUAACAUGUGGUAGUCAAAUUUGCCAGUCAUUUUCUUAUCUGCGAAGCAAGAUGAUGUAUCGUACCUAAUCUAUGUCUAGCUUAUAUUAUUGUAGAGUUCUGUGAAAUGGGGUCCCAUUCUGUGAAGAUUCAGAACUCUUGAAAUACAUGGUAUAGGCUAGCAUUGUCCGGUUGUAUAUCAGUAAUUGAAUUUAAAAAACCUGUGGACAUGGUCGUCUGUUUUUCUGCUUA
Messenger RNA from Ricinus communis (castor bean), 3617 nucleotides. RefSeq names its product scarecrow-like protein 14. Gene Ontology annotation, cellular component: nucleus. The record is from RefSeq and is a predicted model, not a curated record. Gene Ontology annotation, biological process: regulation of DNA-templated transcription. Gene Ontology annotation, molecular function: sequence-specific DNA binding; DNA-binding transcription factor activity. Lineage: Eukaryota; Viridiplantae; Streptophyta; Magnoliopsida; Malpighiales; Euphorbiaceae. Bases 803 to 3028 code for a protein of 741 amino acids. The transcript has 3 exons.